UGACACUGUCUUUAGGCUCCCAAACUGUAGCUAUGUGAAAAAGGCAAUGAUGAAUGCGCUGGGUUGUAAUAGGCCUGAUGCAGAACUGCAGUGGUCGAAAAUAACGUGUGAAUGGUCCUGAUGAGAGUGUGCGCUGCCUGCCGACGAAGAGGGAAACUAUAGACGAGUGAUCCGCUCGGUGCGUCAGGACGCACAAGAUAACCGCAGAUGGCCUGUGUAGACUAUCCUAAUUCCAACGGGUGACUUCACACCGUAGAGCUUUUUUUUUUUUGAGAUCACAUGAAGACGAAGAGUCUACAAUUUGAAAAUCCCGUGUCCCGUGAACAGAUACACAUCAGACAUCCGAGAGUCUGAUUUCUCUUACGCAGACGUUUUGCGACGCUUUGCUCACAUGCUUACCAUCUACGGACGGACAACACGACUGCAACUUCAAUUCUGGUAAUAUUCCCCCCUCAGUUUUACAUCUCCGUCACCGUUUAGUAAGUCGCUUGUUGUUAUUGCUUUCAAACAGGACAAUGAUGUCGUUGCUGUUAUUUAUUUUGAUGCCUACACGGGCGCAUUUUCGUCAGAAUCGGCUCUGUCCGUGAGGAUUUUUUUCUCUCCCACUGCCUUAUCACAUUUUUAAAUCGGGUGGAUUUUUUUUUCCCCUCUCCCGUUUUUCCGUCGGUUUGUCUUUAAGAUACCAGGCUAUUAAUUUUUAAUUCUUAUGCAUCCGCACGAAGACGGGACCAGAGAGGAGAAAACGAGUGAUAACCAGAAGGAGGCAAGUGAGGAGGGACGCGAGAAUGAAUGAGACACACUGAGCAAUUAAGGAAAAGGAGAUUGGAGGAAUCAAGAGAUGGUUCUCUAUCUUUGCCUCUUGACAUCAUCAGGGUACCAAAAAUAAGGAUCACCCUCAGGGAGGGUGUAAGCUGAGCAAGUGCUGCCCCACUCACCUGUGCCUGCUGACCACCUCUACAAUUCAGCCCCAUCCCUUGCCCUGCCCCCUGGUCAGCCUCCAACAUGGCUCUAGCAGUCUGGAUCAUCUUCACCUUUGCUGUGGCUUUCAGCAACAUCUCUCCAUCCUCGCAAGCUCUGAGCCGGUCAAUGAUGCCCUUCGGCUUGAUGCGUCGAGAGCUGGCGUGUGAAGGCUACCCGAUCGAGUUGCGCUGCCCUGGAAGUGAUGUCAUCAUGAUUGAGACGGCCAACUAUGGCCGGACCGAUGACAAGAUCUGUGACGCAGACCCCUUCCAAAUGGAGAAUGUGCAGUGCUACCUGCCUGACGCCUUCAAGAUAAUGUCACAGAGGUGUAAUAAUCGAACCCAGUGUGUGGUGGUAGCAGGGUCAGACGUGUUCCCAGACCCCUGCCCAGGGACCUACAAGUACCUGGAGAUCCAGUACGAGUGCGUCCCCUACAUCUUUGUGUGUCCGGGGACUCUGCUGCGGGUGCAGGCGGCCAGCUCUCUGCAGGAGGCGGAGCACCAGGCAGGGGCGUGGUGUAAGGACCCGUUGCAGUCUGGGGACCGUCUGUACGUCAUGCCCUGGACCCCCUAUCGCACCGACAUGCUGUAUGAGUAUGCCUCCUGGGAAGACUUCAAACAAAACCGAGCAACCACCACCUACAAGUUGCCCAACAGAGUUGAUGGCACAGGGUUUGUGGUAUACGAUGGUGCAGUAUUUUACAACAAAGAACGCACACGAAACAUAGUCAAGUAUGACCUACGGACGCGCAUAAAGAGCGGCGAGGCCAUUAUCACAAACGCCAACUAUCAUGACACCUCGCCCUACCGCUGGGGAGGGAAAUCGGACAUUGACCUGGCUGUGGAUGAGAACGGCCUCUGGGUGAUCUACGCCACUGAGGCCAACAACGGACGACUGGUGGUCAGCCAGGUGAACCCUUACACCCUGCGCUUUGAAGGCACAUGGGAGACCAGCUUCGACAAGAGGAUGGCAUCCAACGCCUUCAUGGCGUGUGGUGUGCUUUAUGCGGUGCGGUCCGUCUACCAGGACGAUGACAGCGAAGCAGGCGGCGACCUGAUUAUGUAUGCCUACAAUACCAACCGUGCACGCGAGGAGCCUGUCAACAUCCCUUUCCCCAACCCCUAUCAGUAUAUUUCCUCUGUGGACUACAACCCUCGAGACAACCAGCUUUAUGUCUGGAACAACUAUAAUGUGCUGCGUUACACGCUGGAGUUUGGACCACCAGACCCCACCACGGGUCCUCUGACCACCACCCAAGUGUCCACCACUCUUCCAGCCAGGCCCUUUACCUCCAGUGCCAGCCCCUCUACCGCCCGCCCUCUGGCCCCCACCUCACGUCCAAUUGGCUCUAUCAACAAGCACCCCGAUCUUCGACCAAUCACAGCCACUGUUCCUGUCACUCGCCGCCCACCCCGCCCUCCUCAAGGCCCAGAGCCCCAUGUCUGUGAGGCCAAGCUGGUCCGAGGUGUCCAGUGGCCCACCACACAGAGAGGAGAAACAGUAGACCGCCCAUGUCCCAAAGGAUCUCUUGGCAUUGCUUCGUUCCAGUGCUUGGCGGAGCAGGUCGCGUGGAACCCGCGGGGUCCUGACCUGAGUAACUGCACCUCCCCGUGGGUCAACCAGGUGGCCCAGAAGAUAAAGAGCGGUGAGAAUGCUGCCAACAUAGCUGGAGAGCUGGUGAACCACACACGGGGUCGGAUCCAGGCUGGAGAUGUCAGCUCGUCCGUGCGACUCAUUGAGCAACUGCUGGACAUAUUGGAUGCCCAGCUUCAGGCCCUGAGGCCCGGAAACAAGGAGACUGUUGCACGAAACUACAACAAGCUACAGAAGCGAGAGCGGACCUGUCGAGCCUACAUUCAGGCGGUGGUGCAGACAGUGGAUAACUUGCUGCGUCCAGAGGCCCUGGAAUCGUGGCAGGACAUGAACAGCACUGAGCAGGCUCAUACUGCCACCAUGCUACUGGACGUCCUAGAAAAAGGAGCUUUCCUGCUGGCCAACAACAUGUAUGGGAAUCGCUUUUCUGACCGAGCACUCAGCAUUGAUCUCGAGGUGCAUGUUCUAAACACAGAGAUGGACCUGCAGGACUUGUCUUUCCCACAGAACUAUGCCAGCGACAGCACCAUCCAGCUCUCGGCGUCUACUAUCAAGCAGUACAGUCGCAACGGACAAAUCAAGGUGGUGUUUAUUUUAUAUAAAAACUUGGGGGCCUUCCUGUCCACUGAGAAUGCCACAGUGAAGAUGGAAAUGGAGGGGUUAAGCCACGAUAAGAAGCGCCUGGCGGUCAACUCCCAUGUUAUUGCUGCCUCCAUCAACAAAGAGUCCAGCAGAGUGUUUCUCACUGAGCCGGUGGUCUUCACACUCAAACACCUACAGUUGGAGAAUUAUUACAGUCCAAAUUGCUCUUUCUGGAACUACUCUGAGCGCUCCAUGACAGGCCAGUGGUCAUCGCAGGGCUGCAGGCUGCUGGACACCAACAGUACACACACCACCUGCUCCUGCAGCCACCUCACCAACUUUGCCGUGCUCAUGGCUCACCACGAGCCGGAUUACCAGGGGCGAAUGCAUGAACUGAUCCUGUUUGUGAUCACCUGGGUGGGGAUUGUCAUCUCCCUGGUGUGUCUAGCCAUCUGCAUCUCCACUUUUUGCUUCCUGCGGGGCCUGCAGACCGACCGCAACACCAUCCACAAGAACCUCUGCAUCAACCUCUUCAUCGCCGAGCUGCUCUUCCUCAUUGGCAUCGACAAGACAGAAUACCAUAUUGCUUGUCCCAUCUUUGCUGGUCUUCUGCAUUUCUUCUUCUUGGCUGCUUUCUCCUGGAUGUGUCUGGAGGGUGUGCAGCUCUAUCUCAUGCUGGUAGAGGUCUUUGAGAGCGAGUACUCCCGCAAAAAGUACUACUAUCUGUGCGGAUACUGCUUCCCUGCGCUGGUGGUGGGCAUCUCUGCGGCCAUAGACUACAGGAGCUAUGGGACCAAGAAAGCAUGCUGGCUGCGAGUGGAUAACUACUUCAUCUGGAGCUUCAUUGGACCCGUUUCAUUUGUUAUUAUGCUCAACCUCAUUUUCCUCAUGAUCACAUUACACAAGAUGAUCCGCAACUCUUCAGCACUCAAACCUGACUCCAGCCGCCUGGAUAACAUUAAGUCGUGGGCUCUGGGGGCCAUUGCUCUGCUGUUCCUGCUGGGGCUGACGUGGGCCUUUGGCCUCCUCUUUAUCAACGAGAACACAGUUAUCAUGGCCUACCUCUUUACCACCUUCAACGCCUUCCAGGGCAUGUUCAUCUUCAUCUUCCAUUGUGCCCUGCAGAAGAAGGUCCAUAAGGAGUACAGUAAGUGUCUGCGUCACUCCUACUGCUGCAGUCGCACCUCCACCACCAGCUCCCACGGCUCCCUGAAGAACUCAGGCCUGCGUGCCAACAACCGCUACUACAGCGGCAGCCAAGCUCGCCACGCAGCGGCCCACAGACAGAGUCGGAUCCGCAGGAUGUGGAACGACACGGUUCGGAAGCAGACAGAAUCUUCUUUCAUGGCGGGAGAUAUCAAUAGCACCCCAACACUCAACCGCGCGACUAUGGGCAACCACCUUUUGACGAACCCGGUGUUACAGACUCGCACUGGUACCUCUCCUUACAACACUCUGCUGGCUGAGAGCUUCACCCCGCCCUCACCUGGCGUCUUCAACUCUACCGGAACGUUCCGUGACCCAAAGAGCACGUUAUCUAAGGCCCGUGACCCCUGUGGGAUGGAAACUCUGCCCUUGAAUGGUAACUUCAACAACAGCUAUUCCCUGCGCAGUGGCCCAGCAGGUGGAGGAGGGGGCAGCUGUGACUUCCUUGGUGGCGGGGGUGGAGAAAGUCCCCCACCACUCUUCAAUCCCCGCAGUUCAGAGACCCUGGGAGGCGGAGGCAUCCGACGAAACCUCUCAGAUGCCGCAGCCUUUGAGAAAAUGAUCAUCUCUGAGCUUGUGCACAACAACCUGAGAGGUGGUGUUGGAGGAGGAAGUGGAGGAGGGGGAGGUGACGCAGGGGACAGAGUGUGUGGCAGUCUGGCCAGGGGACGUCCUCAUGGUGGGGUUGGUCGGGGGACAGCAGGGCCAGGGCCAGAGCCAUCUAUGGGUAUGGACGAAGACGAGGACUUUCUGAGAGAGGGGCGACAGCGCACUCCGCAGGAUGUGGAGCUGCUUUAUAAAGCUCUGGAGGAACCCCUGCUGUUGCAGCGCGCCCAGUCGGUCCUCUACCAAAGCGAUCCAGAGGAGUCAGAGAGCUACACGGCUGACCUCACUGAGAGCCUAGGCCACAGCGGCCACAGUGGCCAGAGUGCUGGCGGGCAGGGAGACAACAGAGCGCCAGAUUCCCCUGCCCGUGACUCCCUGUACACCAGCAUCACCAACCUGCGAGACUCACCCUACCCUGACAGCAGUCCUGAGCCCCUGGAGGUGGUGCCCCGUUCUGCCCAGCCCCCUGAGGAGCUGUACUACAGUUCCGGGAGGCCCGCCCUAGGCUCUCGUGGGGCCCCCAUGCAGACCUUCUACCAGGCCCCACCCCGGAGACCGAGUGGGGAGGGACACCAGGCUCAGGAGCCUGCCCACAACGAGGGAGAUGGACAGAUGCAGCUGGUCACCAGCCUGUGACUGGAGCCUGAAGGAGGAAGUUGGGGACUAAUGUGAUGGCCAGAGCCGCCUCCUAGCCCGCCUCGUUCUCGCGUCUCUCCACUUUCUGCUUGUUUGGUUGCCUUUCUUUCUCUUGACUUUUAUUUAACUAACAGAUGAGCAAACAGAGUGACCUUGAGGUUGAGUCGUGGCUGACUCUGCAGAAUCAGCCUUUAUCUUUAACCCUCCCCUGUCUUAUGGUGAUGAGUGAUGGGUGUUUUUCAGCAGAGCAUUCAUCAGCUCUCUCCAAUCCCAGUCCUCCACAGUUCCUUUGGUACCCUAAGGCCAAGUCCAGCACUCUGAAUGUACCGAUCCACCCCCUUUACCUUCAGAUAUUUCAAAACUCUAAAACUUUGUUGAAGUUUUUUAUGUAAUUUUUCUUCAGACCUGCCUCCGGAGAUGGGAAAUAUAAUUUUAUAUUUUAUCUCAUUUUCGUUUCGUACCAUCCAUAGGUCUUUUUUGAAUCAUCAUUUGAUAGGAGUAGUUAGCUGUGGAGACAGGGAAUAUAGUACACUAUUAUAACCUAAAAAAUGUCUCACAGAAAGCUCUUCAUUGUUGCCAAAAAUAUCUUUUAUUGAGCCAGAACAGAAACUAGAACAUUCACAAAGCAAACACAUACACUCACUCAUCCAGAAGUGCUCAUUACUGAACAUCAAAAGUGAAAACAGUACUCCAUCUAAGUAAAAGGGAGCAAGAGCUUUUGUUCCUAGCAGGCAGUGGGAGCUGAUUCAGUGUAGUUGCCUUCAUUUUCUCUUGCUGUGAAUCGACAACUAUGUACAGAAGUGGAGUUGAGGCAAAAACGGAGACUGAGGAGGCGCUGCACCACCCCUCCUGAGCAGGAGAGCCUGCAUCCAUAAGACUGGCUAGUUCUCUCCACUGUUCUCUCUGGUUGUUUGCUUUAGGCAUUUGAAAAGUUUAAUGACUGCCUUGCUAUUGUUUUGAAGAGAGUAUUCAAUUUGUUGACUUUGGGUCUGCAUCCUGUGGGGGCUGCAAAUGUGGACUGGUGUUGCCCCCUCCCCUUCUACGCUGUACUUUGCUGUUAGAGCCUAGCCAGUUGAAGUGGACUUGUUUCCUGUGUGUGGUUGUGACAAGCAAGACUGUAAAAGUUGCAAACACACUGGUCGACCAAUUGGUAUAACCGUGUACAUAGGAACCACACAUGAAUCUACUUUAUUCCUACUAUGUAAAUAGAGACACCAGAUGAUCAAAAGCAACAAAAAGUAACAAAUACUAUGAAAAAUGACUUCUUGUACUGCAACAAACCAACGAAAGAAAAAAAUAAAAUGUUUUGGAGUUUGUGACCUGAA
This is a messenger RNA of Dicentrarchus labrax (European seabass), 6908 nucleotides long. It is a transcript of the gene adgrl1a, whose product is annotated as adhesion G protein-coupled receptor L1a. Gene Ontology annotation, cellular component: presynaptic membrane; postsynaptic density; axon. The record is from RefSeq and is a predicted model, not a curated record. The transcript has 26 exons. Gene Ontology annotation, molecular function: G protein-coupled receptor activity; carbohydrate binding; latrotoxin receptor activity. Lineage: Eukaryota; Metazoa; Chordata; Actinopteri; Moronidae. Bases 1003 to 5583 code for a protein of 1526 amino acids. Gene Ontology annotation, biological process: heterophilic cell-cell adhesion; cell surface receptor signaling pathway; adenylate cyclase-activating G protein-coupled receptor signaling pathway.